Molecule: messenger RNA, 8835 nt
Organism: Athalia rosae (coleseed sawfly)
Lineage: Eukaryota; Metazoa; Arthropoda; Insecta; Hymenoptera; Athaliidae
Exons: 6
Coding region: 338-3640 (1100 amino acids)
Biological process (GO): positive regulation of protein tyrosine kinase activity; neuromuscular junction development
Molecular function (GO): protein kinase binding
Source: RefSeq, a predicted model, not a curated record
AAAAAUUCCUAUGAACUCUCGCCUCCGCAGUAUGUCUUUUCCACCCUCUGUAUUGCUUAAUCGGAGCGAGCCGAGCAGGAGGAGGUUCGUUCUAGCGACUAGCAGCCAGAGUAGCGAGGGCCGAGAAGUGAAAAUGGUAGGUCGGGUGCCGAUGGGUAUGGAUUUUAGUAGAUGAUUCGUGGGUACGUAUCUCUCUCUGAGAAUGAGAUGCACGUAAGAACGAAAUCACUUUCGGUAAUCACCCGGUGCAGUGUCGUGCGAUGCUUUGUUCAGUGUUAAAGUGCCCUAGAUGUGAAAAGUGAAUUGGUAAUGUAAAGUUAUCCGGAAGCCUUCUACAAUGGUGGAUAACAAUUGCAUUAUCGAGGGAAAUGUCAAGUUUCGUGACGGCAAAAAGUGGAAGUCAAGAUGGUGUGUGAUGAGAAAAUUGUCACCAGUUGCAGACUGCUUACACUUACAACUCUAUGGAGAUAGCAAAGACCGUUAUAAACAAGGUCAAACAAAAGCUUCGCUUAGCUUACAGCACUUCCUUGGAGUAGAGAGUGGAUUUACCCUUGACAAAGAAUCUAACACUAUUGCCAUUAUCUGCCAAGAUGUUACAGUAGUUCUCGCUUUUGACACACGUGAACGACUAAUACAGUGGCAAGUCAAGAUCUCCAACAAUCUAGGCGAAGAUCAACAAUUCCUGAUUCUCAUCUCUUCGGCACCAACCAAAGCAAAGUUGGUAAGUGGUCCAGCACAUUUACAUGUCCAGGAUCGCCGUUUCUGCAUAACAACUGGUAUGCCACCAAGACUAGCUGGCGUCUGGGAAAUAGCACAUCUCCGUCGUUAUGGUGUUGUUGAAGGCAGAUUCUGCUUCGAGGGAGGAUCUAGAUGUGGUCGGGGAGAAGGUCUACAUGUUUUGAUUACAGACCAAGGAGAUGAUAUCAUAAAAACAUUGCAAUUGGCUGCAGAAGGCAAACUAUCUACGCGAAAGAGACCAGCACCUCGUGAGCUUGCAGCAUCUGACAGUCCACGAAGGCAAUUUUCUCGAUCAGAAACAAGAGCAAGUGACUUUUUCCCUUCAACACUAUACAACUCGGGAUCUUACGAGGGACAAUGUGAUAGCUGCAAAAACGAAAGCUCUCCUUAUUGGUCUUCGGCUGAAAGUAGACAACAGACAGACUUGGAUAGUGACUAUGGGUGUCGAGACACUGUCUCGAUAUCAGAAAUGACUGAUCAACCAGGUGAAUGGCGUAGCUGCUCCAUCGUACAACAAAACACCUCAGGACUCGAGCGUUGCUCUAGUUGUAUAAGCAAAUUAGGAAAUCUAUCGAAAUCUUCUACAUCAGGUACAAAUUCUGGAACUGCUCAAUCGAGCAGUCCUGCUCCACUCGGAGUUUGUCAGCAGCCACCACGAGCGUUUGAUAGACUGUCUCUCUCUUCAUAUAGCAGCAGCAGCCAUGAGAGUGAUUAUUCAGUGUCUCAACAAGCUGAUUGCCAUUGCAUGUUGAACAAAGUUUCCCAAAAUCAUUUCUCACAAAGCUCUCCCAAGCCGAUCGUUUCUCCUCCCAGACCGCCAAAACCGCACUCACCCGGUACUAAAAAAGCCAAGAAACCUCCAAUGCCGCUACCACCUGAACAUUCUUGUACAUGUCCAUCAAAACUGUCAAGCGCUUCAAACAAGACUCUCAAUGUUACCGGCCCAUACGAAAACUACGAUGUUCCAAAAGCCAUCCUUCGUCACACAAUGUCCAUGGAUCGGGCGCAAUCGACCGAUCAAUAUUACGAUACACCACGAAAAAUAAAGGAGUGUCUUGCAUUGCCGAAAAGCUAUGCAAACUACGAUACCCCGCUUGUACCACAAGCAGUAUCUUUACAGCAAUGUGGCUGUCCUACUAAAAUGACAUCUCAAUCUCCACGUUCCUCCGCUUGUCCGUGUCACAAUGUUAUGAGUUGGGCUGGUUUCGUGUUACCCUACUGUCGUCGAGGAGCAGGAAUUGUCUUGGAUGCUGUUCAUCCUGUAAGGUUGUCAGGGGAAGGGAAAAUGCCUGUUCUCAAUGCUAGUGGAGAAAUUGCCGUAUACGCAACGAAUGAGAAGAGCAGUGGGACUGAUCAAAAUUCGAUGGCUAGUAAAGAUAAAUGUGGCUGUCAGGUAGAAGGAAGAGUAGAAAAUAAUUACGAAAAUAUCGAACCGGUCAUAGAUACUCAACCUGAACCCAAACAAAUAAAUUAUGCAAAUAUCGAUUUCACUCAAUCACUGGAACACUAUGAAAAUAGCAAAGACAUUUUAGCCAAAGUGGCGAUGUCUCAAAAUGAGGUUGAAAAGUUUGCUGAAGAGCUGAAGGAGCCUGUAACUUGUGUUGCUGAUGAUAGUUCAAAGGUGUGUAUUAAAUGUGGACACGCUAAAGAUGGAAAAAAUGAUUACUUGAUGAUGAAUCCAGAAAAGGAAAUGCCGAAAAAGCCGUAUCCUGGGUAUUUACCUAUGCAGCCAGCUCAUAAUGCAUGUUCUAAAGAAGUUCUGUCGAGAAUUUGUAGUACAGGAAAAAGUAAUAGUAAUCCCGCGUUAGCUGGGUCCCAACUUACCGAAGGAAGUAAGAAGAGAUCUGAAUCUGAAUAUCGAGUUCCAGGAUCAGCGAUGCUAUCUAGUCCCUACCUUAGACGUCGAUUCCUAGACUCAACGAAUUGCAUAGACACUACUGGAAAUGUGGGCGCACUGGCAAGAAAAAGAUCAUAUUCUGCCGAAUCUGCGCAUUACACGGAUGACGAAAAACUUACGGUGUUCCCUUCAACUUUGACUAUUCAUAAGUGUCCAAGCGAAGCUGAUAAAGGAUUACUGAUAAGUAAAGAAAGACAGACUUCGUGCAUGGAAGCAGAGCACAAAACUUACCACGACAGCGAAGAGAUUUCAGCAGCUUCUUCUCAGCCCUGUUCAAUAAAAAUUCGACGUUCUUCGUCUGUGCCCUCUAAGGCGGGACACAACCGCGACUCUUCGAGCAGUAACGACUCAGGUGUUUCAACGGGGUCUCUAAGCCAUCGAGGAACAGAAUUUGGGGAAUUUGAGUUGCCCAUAAUCACUGCUACUUCCGGGAGGAAACAUUUAUUAUCGGUGUCUCAGAAAAGUCCACCACCGGUCUGCUUUCACAGUAGCUUGCCAAGAAAAUCGAAGUCUAGUGAUCCAUUGCGCGAACUCUCGUUUCAAUUCCAGAAACUUAAAAUUCCUACUAAAUCCUCAUCGGCUGAAGGCGACAUUCCCACCUGUGUUCCAAAAGGUGCAAAAAGCUUUAAUAGUCCGGGAGAAGUUUCUGCCACACCUUAUACUGACUCUCGAAGUACAAGUAGCGGUACAUCCGAUAUGUCUGAUUACAUCGAAACAUUAUCUCUAUCGUCUCAUUCGUCGUCUGAUACUCCGGACAAUCUUAGAUUGGGCGGACGUCAGGUGGCCACAACUCUACGUCCACGUAGUGGAAAAGAAUAUUACAAAAUAGAUCGGAGCGUUUUGGUCGAACAAAAUCGUGUAGUAACAGGACCGACAUCGAAUUAUGCCAAUAUUACGCCUGUUAUUGAAAAAAGCGAAUCUCCAUCGCCAGGAUACAUGAGUAGCUCGCCGUACGACCAGCCACAACCGACUCGUGACCACUUCCUUUUUCCCGAGCAAGCCUGAGAACAUUGAUCCAGUUCACACUGGAGGAGGAGAACCUGAAGUUCCUAGCAUUUCCAAACACGGUGGACAAGAAGAGUAUUUAAGAUAGAAAUAAAAAUGGAGCCACAAUCACUGUUAAUUACACUGAACGCUGAAACCAGGUUUUAGUAUUUUCAUACUAUUCCAAAAUUUCCAGAGGUAUGUAAUUUUCCUUAUGCUGGGAAUUGCAGCAAUAUACAUUAUCUGUUUCGUUUCGUUAAAUAAUUGCCGACACUUGCUAUCAAAACUACUAAAUAUAGGAACAAAAAAUAUUCCGAAGUUUAAAUUAUUAUUCUGCUCGAAAAACUUCGUGUGUUUAAACGAGCCGAAGUCUAAAUUAUGGUACAGUAACGUGAUAAAUGUAUACAUAUGUAGUUACUAUGUGGCAUUUAAAAAUGCCCAGACUCUUGGAGGUAGUAGUCAAACCACGUAAAAUGAUUCGGUUCGGUAAUUCGGUUUCGUUAAUUUGUGGCAGAACUGAAAAUUGACAGACCUGACCAGCGAAAAAUUUCAAAGUAACAAAUAACAAAGCUUGGUUACACUGCAUAGUGAAAAUAUAAUCAAUAAUUAUACAUUUCCUACAACGAUUCAAACAAUUUCUAAAAUAUGCUCAAUAACAAGUAUAAUAAUAGUAUAGUGAAGAUCCUGCCCUAGAGUAAAGGAUACGUGUGCAUUGUGUACUUUUGAUGAGUGUACCAUUUUUUGAAUAAUUUUUAUUUUAUAUAAGUACUUUUAUAUAGCGUGAUGUACAGAGUGAUAAAAAAGAAUGGGGUUUAAGGCUCUUGAAAUUUACAAUAUACUUGAUGUAUUUCUAUACGUCAGUUAUGGCCUCAAAUGGGAAUAUGUAUGUCCCAUUAAAUAUGAUUUACAGAAUCUGUUUGUACUUAAUAACUUUACUUGUUAAGAAAGUAAGAAAUAUUAUCGCCUUUGAUAGCUUUCUUGUAGGCAACAAUAAUUCAUCCAAUCAUUCAUAGUUUCUGGGAAAUGGAAGAUAGAGGUUCUUUACAGAUCUAAAUUAAACAUUUCUAAAUUGAACAUUUUCCGCGCCAAAAGCAAAUGCUGCUGUCCUGUAUAUGCUUCAAAUUCUACGAAAGAAUCUCUUAAGUUCCUGUUUGAAAAUUAGUUCAGCCCAAUUUUUAUUGAUUUUUCUUCACUUUGAUCUUUCAAUCUAUUGAAAUGCCGUUUUAAUUAUGAGUAUACAUAUUUAUUUGAUUGUUAUAAUUUAUUUUCCCGAGUAAAAUAAUGUGUAGCAAUAGCAAAGGCUGGGCCGUUAUAAGUAUUACACACCUUCAUUUCGUAGGCAAAAUUUUUCCUAGUUACAUACGCAUGCCAUGUGUAUUUACAUUAUUUCCAUCAGUGUACAAAAUCUCAGACGAAAUUCAUUUGCCUUUCGUUGUGCAUCCGACAAUAUUCCAAAAAAAUAUUCCGAUACACUUGGAAUAGUGGAAUCUCGCGACAAAAAGAAAAACGGUCGAAUAACAGAAAAAAACUACCAGUCAACUGAUAUUUUGUGGACCACUAGUGAGAUUGAUGCAGGGUAUCAGUUUUCUGUAACAUAAAAAUAUAUUUUAAUUGAAAGCUCAAGGGUUUUUUCAUGAAAAUUAUUUGGUUUUCGAAGAAUUCUUUUUCACUUCGAUUUCAAUUGAUUCUCUAGUUGAUUCAGUUUGUUUCCGAGUUGAAUUUUUUUGAUUCAUUCACCAUUGUUAUCUCAUCUAAUUAGAAUCUCCAACAAUGUAUCGUGAUAUGAGAACUGUAACCAUUUGUUGUUACAUUGCAGACAUCGUUGAUAAAUUUAUAGACUUUUAUAGUGGCAGCGAUAACCACUGUCUACACACUGUAAAACAGCGCAGCAAACAUAUCAGACUAGCUAUACUAAUACCUUUUCUGGGUAAGAUGUUCUAUCCAAGUGUUUCGAACUUCAAUAAACGUUUAAUUGAAUUUCAUUGCAAUUUACGGUGACAUAUAUGUAAUGCAGAACCCAAAUGGUCAGAUCGCGAUUACGAAUACUCGGUAAACCAGCGCUCGUUCGAGAUGAUAUCUAAUGUUACACAUCACGCAAUAUUCAUUUAAUAUUCUAGCAGUCUGCUUGUCUUUAGAUUUCUUGUUAUAUAAUAAUUUCUAAUGUUGCCCUAGAAUAAUUAGUUUUUUAAAUUUGUGGAAAAGUUGUUUAAUAUGUCAGUAAAGAUAAUGCAAGUUGUUAACAAAAAUUCACGUUCUUGUUAAUUUCUUAGGGGUUUGGAGAACUGAACGGGAGAUCUGUAUUUCGUAUGCAGUUGAUUGAAAAAUUAAUUAUGUACGAAUGUAAAAUAUCAUUCGAAAAUUGGAUUCAGACAAUCAAUAUUUAAAUGGAUCGGUAUUGAAAAGAUCAAUUGUGAAUAUUAAGAGCUUUUUGAUAAUUCUUGCGCUAUCUUUUCGUUGAUGUUGAAAACUCGAGUACUGAUUUUUACUGGCAAAAUUUUAUUGAAAAAAAAAUUCAUUAUUUUGCCAAACAUGGAGGGCAAGUGUAGCGUGCGCGUAUGUGAAAAUUAGUGAAACCAAUAAUUAUUGUAACGUCACCCAAGUCUUCAGGUGUAUGACGCAAAGUAGAUGUAUACAGUAUUGUCAUGUGAUUAACUGUAUAUUGCGUUGAUAGAAUUCUAUGGAAUAUAAUCAGAAAGAUGUUAUCAUCUCAAAUAUAAUAUAAUUGUCUGUACUGUACGAAUAAUGAAAAACAUUUAUAUCGUAGAUCAGUGGUUCCCGGUUACGUCAUGUUAUGUCAAAUCAAAUUUUGCCGAACAUGACAAAUAGGAAAUAAAGCUAUAAGUAGAAAUUCUGUAACAAAAAUGUCCCACUCUUGUCGUUUUUCUGAGACUAGCGUGACAUUAAGUAUAACAAGAUGAAAAUUAGAUGAUAAGCUUUUAUAAUUGAAAUUGUAAAUUGAAUACAAUUGUGGCGGUUAUGCCAAUGAUUGGGAAUCACUGUAUGUAGACCCAUACUAGUCAAAAAUUAAGUACUACUGUAGUAAUAGUCUAUUUUUAUCGCGAAAAAAAAACAAACUUUGUAUUAUUUAAAAGCCUGAUACACCUAAAAGUAUACUUUUCCAAUCUUUGUCGCGAUUACAACGGUUUUCGUUUUCGGGCCGUUCGUUCAUGUACAUCUGUAAAAUCUGUGACACCUCAUCUCUAAGUAGUACGGAUAGAUUUUUAUAGUCCUAAUGGUUGCCUAUAUGUUUCAAAUUGGUCUCAUGUAUGAAUCAAUUACAUUAUCCAGAUAACUUAUAUUUCGUUUGCAAGCUACAGAAGAUACUAAAUUCAACUAUCAAAAACAUAGACGGCAUCUAUUAGACAUCAUUCUUCUAUUGAGUGUAUCGGCUUUUAAAAUGUAAUCAACCAUAUCUACGAAUUAUCCAGUUAAUGAUUAUAUAUAGAAAAAUUCAAGGGUAUCGAAUAAGUUGCGCUUGAGGUUUAUGUGUAUAUAGCUGCUGAGGCAUUAGCUGAAGUUUUAACUUUUUAUUUUCCAAGUUCAACCGCGUAAUUUGUACAUUAAAUCCAUUUGCUAUUAUAAUCUCUUUUAUCAUUCUUCAAAAGUAUAGCUAACAUUGUAACGGCUAACUUAUCACACUGCGUAGAGUUGCAAUUCAUUUUUGAAUUCUCACUAUGACUAUGUGAUUCGUAUGUACAAGGGAUUAUAAUACUGCGCUACCCAAACAUUGAGCGAAGAAAGAAGCCAAGUCAAAGUGGAGUUUGCCUAUGAUACCGAUAUUAUAUUUCACAGCAGAAAAAACAGGGUAAUUUCUGUGCCAUAUUGUCUUUGAGCACUGUAAAUUUAGAAUCUAUGUCAAAAUUUUUUGUACAGCUCCUUCAUUCCGCUCUACGUUUCAAACCUUGACCUUGUCUUCGGUCUUUGUAGCUCAAUGUCAAAACUCUAUUUUAUCAGGUAUAAAUAUAAUAUUUAAAUUUACUCCGAUAAGUAUGUACUACUAUUUAUUUUAUAAAUAAUUUAUCGAUAUUUGAAAGUGGGUAAAAAUAGUAUUGAUGUAGAGAUAGUUUAUUUUUUAUUCAACACGUCAUAUAUUACAGAUUCUGAUCGAGUACGAUGAUGAAUGAAUUGUAGUACAUCAUUUUCGUGUACUUGAGUUUAAUUUCAAGCUUGAUAAAAUGGCUGCUACCUUAAAUAAUUUAUAUGAAAAUAUAUUAUAUAGUAUACACAAAUCAUCUCAUUUGUAGAGCAUACUUAUACAUAGAUAAUAGAAAUAGUGAAUCCAUCGAAUUGUAUUAUGUAUAUUAUUGACCAGAGAAUCUAUCUCAUUUGGUAAUAUUCAUAGAUACAUAGAUUAUAAGAAUUAGCUGAUACUAAUUUACGAGUGCUAAUUUUGCGAGAAAAUUGCAACCAUAACUUAUUGACCAACGCACUGGGUCGAUCAUACCUAAAAAAAAUUAAUCAUACAAAUGGUACCAGGUAUUCCUCACGUUAUUCUAAAUCAUUAUUGGUACCAAUGUUGCAUUUAUUUCAUUCGGCCUUUUUUAUCUUGUUUCAUGGUUUGAUCAAUUCUUGUUCCCUAAUUAGUAUUCACUAUCUGAAAAUAUCAAUAUCAGUUAAAUCUUGUGAUAAUCUAAAGCAGUACCGCACUCGUUUAUCAGAAUUAUAUUUGUCAUUUAAUGAAUGAUGACAGAAAUAUCUGCGAAUCGAUUCGAAAAAUGAAUAUUCAAAUAAUUCGGAAUUAUUUUAGUCUUUCCUGCCAGUUAUUAAGGAAGACUCUAAAUUUAAUACCGGUGACUCAACAUGUCUUGAUUCAAAUUUGAAGCUUAUGAAAAAUAGUCAUAUGUUUUUUUUAUUUUUACCUAUGCAGUAAGUCAGUUGUGCAUGUACAAAUAAAUGUCAAAAGAAAAAGUACCUAUAAAAUAUUGAAAAACGAGAAUGACCAAACCGUAAAAUGAGCAGCAAUCAACAGAUCUAAGAACAUUCUUUGCGAAGCCAGAGUAAGCACGUUUUGUCCUGAAUACCAAAUGUAUUGAAUAUUUUGAACUUUUUUAUGGAGGUAUUUAAAAAUUAAAAAAAAUUAAAUUAAAUUGAAUAAACAAGCAAUUUAAGUAAUAUAAGAUAUGAUAAGUACAUUAAAAAUCAUAUGCAAACUGUAGUGGCUCAAAUCUUUGAAUAUCUUGAAGGGGUAGAAAAUAAAAUAGCAUUGAAAAAACAAA